This is a messenger RNA of Helicoverpa armigera (cotton bollworm), 3445 nucleotides long. It is a transcript of the gene R2D2, whose product is annotated as double-stranded RNA-binding protein Staufen homolog. The transcript is spliced from 5 exons. The coding region runs from base 443 to 1504 and encodes 353 amino acids. Gene Ontology annotation, cellular component: RISC-loading complex; cytoplasm; RISC complex. Gene Ontology annotation, molecular function: double-stranded RNA binding; siRNA binding. The record is from RefSeq and is a predicted model, not a curated record. Gene Ontology annotation, biological process: regulation of regulatory ncRNA processing; siRNA processing. NCBI's taxonomy places the organism in Eukaryota, Metazoa, Arthropoda, Insecta, Lepidoptera, Noctuidae.
GACAUUGGCAGAAUCGUUGACAUUGACAUCGACGAAUCACUUGCUAUGCCAUUAGCCAAGAAUAGAUUAGAAUAAAACCCAACGAGAUCCACAAUAACAAUAAAUUGUAAGCAUUACCGGCACCCCCAACCACAAAACAAAAUAAUCGACUUGUUGAUUGUUGAGUUUUUUAGUGUCUCGUUGAUAAUGUCAACAGUCAACAGAACGUUGUCGUUUGAGCAUUCCACCGUGUCUUAAAUUUUCUAGACUGAUCAGAUCCUACGUGAAUUUCAUUAUACAGUGGAAUCUCUAUAACUCGAACCUCAUUAAAUCGAAAUCCUUGUUAUCGAGAUUCCACUGUAAUAAUAUUUGUUUCGGAAAAUAUGUAUAAAAAGUGAGCUCGCAGGGAAUGUAAUCACUACGUUUUAGGUGAGCCGAGUAGUCAAUAGGUACAACUUGUACAAUGAAUCCCACAAUGAAGACGGCUGUGACAGUACUCCAGGAGAUGAUGGUGAAACUUGGCCUGACACCAGAAUAUGAAUGUAUUGCUCAGUCAGGGCCCCAGCAUCAGGCGAUGUUCGACUACCGCUGCGUGGCGUGCGGCGUGGUGGUGACGGCGUCGGCGCGCUCCAAGAAGGAGGCCAAGCAGGAGGUGGCGCGGCUCAUGCUGCAGCAGCUGUCGCGCCGCGGCCUGGCCGUGCCGCCGCCCUACGCCGCCGCGCCGCCCUACGCCGCGCCCGCCCCCGCCCACCCCGCGCACCCCGCGCCGCACCCGCUCGACCCGGGCCCGGCCGCGGCGCCGGACGCGCGCAGCUACGUGGCGCUGCUGAAGGAGCUGUGCGCCGAGUACCGGCUGGCCAGCGUGCAGUACGAGCUGGUGGGCGACACGGGCCCGCCGCACCUGCGCCACUUCACGGUGCGCGCGCGCAUCGGCCAGCACGAGCGCGUGGCCACCUCCACCACCAAGAAGACGGCGCGCCAGCUGGCGGCCGAGGCGCUCUACUCCUACCUGCGCGAGAACCUGGCGCGCGUCACCAGGGACUUCAACGAGGAAGACGCGCUGGUCCGCGCGCACGAGAAGGCGAUGGAACGCUACACCGACAGCGAGGAGCAGCCGCGCCGCCCCGACCUGGGCCAGAAGAUCUCCGAGUACCACCUGGGGCUGAGCGCGCGCCUGGGUGAGUGCGCGGGGGCGGGGGCGGGGCGGGGCGCGGGGCGGGACGCGGCGCCGAGUGACGCGACGCUGUGUGCAGAUGAGGAGAUGCGGGCGCGCGCGCGGGCGGCGCUGCGGCGGCGCGAGCGCUCGCCGUGCGGCGCGGUGGCGGCGGCGGCCGAGGCGCUGCGCCUGCGCGUGGAGCUGGCGGCGCUGGGCCCGCUGGCGGUGCUGCAGCUGGCGGGCUGCGCGCCGGACCUGGUCUUCGCGGCGGAGGACGCGCCCGGCGCCGCCGAGGCCGCGCUGCGGUACAUGCGCCGCGCGCUGCUGCCCGAGGAGCCGCCGGCCGACCCAGACGAUGCCGUGUCCUAAUUCAACGUUAACUAAAAACAAUACUAGAAAUAAGAAUAGAUGAUAACGUGGAGGAUGUAAAGGUGGGUACAGAUUGGUGCAAUGCAACAUGCAAUGCAAGAAUUUGAGGUCCACAUUGCUGCAAUGUAUCAUGUAAUGUAACAGGAUUCCCAUAGUGUGGACGCCUCGCGCGCACGAACUGCGCCUGGGUCGCGCACGCUCCGAGCGUUACAACUCAUGCGCGGCUCAAAUCAAAUCAUUUAUUUCAUUUAGGCGUUUAGGCGUUUACAAGCACUUAUGAACGUCAAAAAUUAUAAAUAAGGUUGAUUCUAGUUGCCCAUUCCAAAAGUAGCUUCCUAUGGAGAGGAACGGGCAAGAAACUCCAUGGUUACUCUUUUUAAAACAUAAUGGGUAUUUCAUUUGGUAUAGUGCUUACAAUAUUUUAAGGGUUGACUCUGAGAAAGUUAAAGAAUGGAAGUUGGACUAGGAAUUAAUUGAUUAAUUUUAAUUAUAUGAGAAAAUUAUUUUAUUAACUAAUUUUAAGAAGUUAAUGAAUUUAACAAACCAAGUUGUAAUGAUUAAAAUAAAAAAAUGACUUGAUAACAACAAAAACAUGAAUGAGUACAAAGAUAUUCCCAGACAGCCUGCCAGUCGCCAGGGAAGCCACUCGUACAAAGUAGGACUAACGCCAUACAUUCUUCAAAUCAAAUCAAAUCAAAUCAUCUUUAUUGUGGACUCUAUAGUCCAUAGUCUCUAUAGUCAUUUAUGAUGCAUGCCUAUGCAUGCAUCAUAAAUACAGUCUAUAUACCUUAUCGUCAAUAUAGUCGUUGAUUUUAUAGUACCUAUGCUCUCUUAAGGUGUCUACACACCAAAGCCGCUGAGGCCGGCGGCCCAAGCCGCCGGCCGUAUUUUGUACAAUCUUGAAUUUUUUAUCUGUAAGGUCUGUUACACAUUUAGGUAGCUUAUUGUAAAAGCGAACAUCGAUCCGAGAUUUGUUGGUUUUUAGAACGAACACAAAGGGGCGCGCAGUGUGCGCAGGACUCAGCCGUGGACGGUCGUUCGUUUUGUUCGCAUGCGCAACGAUCAUGGCGGUGAAAGAGGGUGCGUGGAGUGAUGACGAGUCACAAGGCUGUUGGCGACAUCCUCGUAAAACUUUUGUAUUGGCAAUGGCUACUUAUAUGCUGGAAAUUCAUAUCUGUAAGCAGUUCUCUGCCUUCUCUUCGUUUAUAUAAUUCUGUGCGCCACCAACGUCGGGGUCUUUGGCGUUUUUUUAAAAGUUGAUGAAUGAUUAACAAUGAAGCACUGAUAAUCGUCAGAGCAAGUAGGCUGUCUUCAGACUCCAUGAUUCGUGUAUAUCGACUUAAGUAGUGAUGUGGGCAAAGAAAAGAACACGUGUGACGAGGGCUAGUGUUUGUUACGAAAUGCGGGAACAGAUGUUCUCGAAUGAUUCAUAGUCAAUGCGCCACACGUCCAAGGCAGCAGGGAACAUGCAAUGUAAGGCAGAAUGUUACAUUACAUGUUGCAUUGCACCAAUCUGUACCCACCUUUAGUUUUCGUGUGACGCGGCAUGUGUUGUAUUAUUUUUUUUUGCUUUAUACAUAUAACUUCCUAGUUCAACUUGCAUAAAAUACCACCCAUAAAAUAUUGUAAGUACUUCUUUUUUUACUCAUUAUCGCAUGUAUCAAUAUGAACAUACAAACUGUAACACCUAUUCUGUUUUAAAAAGAGUAACCACGGAAUCUCCUGCUCGUUCUUCUCCAUAGGAAGCUACUUUUGGAAUGGGCAACUAAAAUCAACCUUAUUUAUAAUUUUUGACGUUCAUAAGUGCUUGUAAAGGCCUAAAUGAAAUAAAUGAUUUGAUUUGACUUUGAGCGUAAACUUUACUCGUAAAAUUGUUUAUUUGAAGGCGUUUUAUGUAUGUGAUAUUAAAUAUUAAAUAUAAACCAAUCGUUUAUAUCUUCA